GUCAAAACAGUGAGUCAAACAAUAUUGUUCUCACACCUGUGGUUUGUCAAGACCAGCAUCACAAUUUAAGCAGAGUGAAGAGGCUGCCUCAGGAAACUGAUUCUGGGUGUUAUGAAUGUUUUGCUUGUUGUGAGCAAAAUUGUUAGUUAUUUCACUGAAGUUAUUGGGCUUUUUUUUUUUUACUGCCCAGGCUAAGGAGAGAUAACUUGGCCAUCUUGAUAUGAGAGGCUGAAGGAUGAUGGCCCUGUAAAAUAUGUUAAGAUAGUCCUCAAUCCACUCAUUCUUCAAUUCCCUGCCAGGCAAAAUAUCGAUGUGGUUUUAAAUAUGCAGUAGCUAUGCUAUAGUACCUGCUGUUUUCUCAUCGGUUGCUAGGAAUCUAAAUGUGACCUGUAACUGUUUCAGCAUAAGCAAUGGAGAAAUGCAGGAUGUUGGUGUUGGACUUUAUCCCAGCAUGUCCUUGUUGAACAACAGUUGUGAUCCUAAUUGUGUGAUCAUCUUUGAGGGUCCCCAACUCCACCUUCGGUCCAUCCGGGAAAUGCAAUUGGGAGAAGAGCUCACCAUCAGUUAUACUGAAACUCUAAUGCCUACUCCUGAACGUCAGCGGAAUCUGAAGCGUCAAUAUUGUUUUCAAUGUGGUUGCAUCAUGUGCUCCACACAAAGCAAGGAUGCUGACAUGUUGGCAGGUGAUGAGCAAGCUUGGAAAGAAGCCGAAGAAGUUAUAAAUGCAAUAGGAGCACCAAAGUCACGUGAAGAGUGGGAGCAAGUUCUGUUGUCCUGCCAGACAUCACUGAAGAGCAACACCUCUCGUCUCCCAGACACCAACAUCUAUCAGCUAAAAUUACUUGACCUUGCCAUGGAUGCCUGCAUAAACCUGGGCCUUUGGGAAGAAGCUCUGCAUUAUGGUAACCGAACUUUGCAGCCCUACAGUGUUUAUUAUCCCAGCUUCCAUCCUUUGAGGGCUAUCCAGAUGAUGAGAGUGGCCAAGUUGCAGUUCCACCAGGACAUGUCCUCCCAGGCCCUUGAAACCUUGAAACAGGCUUAUGAUAUUAUGAAAGUGACUCAUGGGACAGAGCAUAGCCUCAUGCAGGACCUGAUGAUACUUAAAGAAGAGUGCGAAGCUGGCAUGCUAUUAAAAUAAAGAUGACGUGCAAGACACAACCUAGAAGGACAACAAAAAAAGGAGACUCAGAAGAAAAUAAGUAUCUUUCUCAACCAAACAUAUGGCAGUAAAAUUGCCAUAUAUAUUGAGUAGCUUUCCAUUGAUCUGAAUUCUGCAAGAAAAAAUAGUCUAGUUGUUUCAUUAUGUAAUCUUCACAUUAUUACUUUUGCUACUUCUCCAAAUGAAACUUUUCAACAAUCAGUAAUUCCAGCAAGAACUGCUUCCUGCUGAGAAAUGGGCUGAAAAGGCACCAGGAAAAUUCCAAGCUACAAGUUCUUUGUAAUUGAAAGUAUAGAAAAUGCUAAUUUGUGUAAGUGCAUUAUUAGAUGGGUAUAAAUUAAGACUCAUACCUCCGAAUACAUUGCAAGUAUUUGAAUUUGGUUUCAUCACUGUCCUUUUGUCCUAUCAUAAAUUGCUCCCUCUUCAAGGCGUUCUCAUUUCCGGGUAUGCAGUGAUUUGUUUUGUUUAUUUUAGAUUUAU
Protobothrops mucrosquamatus (brown spotted pit viper) is the source of this 1639-nucleotide messenger RNA. Its product is annotated as histone-lysine N-methyltransferase SMYD3. NCBI's taxonomy places the organism in Eukaryota, Metazoa, Chordata, Lepidosauria, Squamata, Viperidae. Gene Ontology annotation, molecular function: protein binding. The transcript is spliced from 8 exons. Bases 419 to 1138 code for a protein of 239 amino acids. Gene Ontology annotation, cellular component: nucleus. The record is from RefSeq and is a predicted model, not a curated record.